AUGACACUGGCAACCUUCUUAAAGGUUAAUCUGCCUAAGUUCAAGGAAACCACCAAUUCGACUGAAGCGGAUACUUGGUUUCAGGCAAUGGAGCGAGUACUGCAAGCGCAGUUGGUACCUGAGGAGCAGUGUGUUGAAUUUGCUACCUAUCUAUUCACUGGGGAAGCAUCACAUUGGUGGCAGGGAGCCCGACGUCUCCUGCAACAGGGGAAUGACCCUAUCACAUGGGAUGCCUUCCAGGUGGAAUUCUAUAAGAAAUACUUUCCGAAUUCUGCCAAGAUGGCCAAGGAACUUGAGUUACUGCAGCUGAAACAGGGUGCUAUGUCCCUAUUGGAGUAUACAGACAAAUUUGAGGAGCUAUUCAGGUUUUCCCACAUGUGUCAGGGAGCUACAGGAGACUUCGAGGAAUGGAAGUGCAUUAAGUAUUAA
Molecule: messenger RNA, 429 nt
Organism: Arachis duranensis
Lineage: Eukaryota; Viridiplantae; Streptophyta; Magnoliopsida; Fabales; Fabaceae
Exons: 1
Coding region: 1-429 (142 amino acids)
Source: RefSeq, a predicted model, not a curated record